GGGAGUCUGAGUAUGAAGGAGGUGAGUCCACUUGUUGAUGGUCCUACACAGAGAUGAGGAAGCUAAGAUGGAAGUAUGAUGUGAUGGAUAUAAUUAUGGGACUCUGUGUGGGGACGCGACCUCCUCCUUCUUGCCUCGUCCUCCUGCUUCUCAAGCUUUUGGCCGCUGUAUCCCAGGGGCUGCCGGGGACUGGGUCCCUGGGCUUCCACUUCACUCAUUCCAUUUAUAAUGCCACAGUGUACGAGAACUCUGCCGCUAGGACCUACGUCAGCAGCCAGAGUAGAAUGGGCAUCACCUUAAUAGAUCUGUCCUGGGAUAUCAAAUAUAGAAUAGUGUCCGGAGAUGAGGAAGGCUUUUUCAAAGCAGAGGAAGUCAUCAUUGCAGAUUUCUGUUUCCUUAGGAUAAGAACUAAAGGUGGCAAUUCUGCCAUACUGAAUAGGGAAAUUCAGGACAAUUAUUUAUUAAUUGUAAAAGGUUCUGUCAGAGGAGAGGAUUUGGAAGCAUGGACCAAAGUAAAUAUCCAGGUUUUAGAUAUGAAUGAUCUGAGGCCCCUGUUUUCACCCACAACCUACUCUGUUACAAUAGCAGAAAGCACACCUCUGAGGACUAGUGUCGCCCAAGUGACAGCAACAGAUGCAGAUAUUGGUUCCAAUGGAGAAUUCUACUACUACUUCAAAAACAAAGUUGAUCUCUUUUCAGUUCACCCCACCAGUGGUGUUAUCUCUUUAAGUGGACGGCUAAACUAUGAUGAAAAGAAUAGGUACGAUCUGGAGAUUUUGGCUGUGGACCGGGGAAUGAAACUCUAUGGUAACAAUGGAGUGAGCAGUACUGCCAAGCUUUAUGUUCACAUUGAACGUAUAAAUGAACACGCCCCAACCAUCCACGUUGUCACUCAUGUUCCCUAUUCAUUAGACAAAGAACCGACCUAUGCAGUGGUGACAGUUGAUGACCAAGAUGAGGGGGCCAACGGAGAGAUUGAAUCUGUUUCCAUUGUGGCUGGAGAUCCUUUAGAUCAGUUCUUCCUGGCUAGAGAAGGAAAGUGGAUGAAUGAGUACAAGAUCCAGGAGAGGAAGCAAGUUGACUGGGAAAGCUUUGCCUAUGGCUACAAUCUCACCCUUCAAGCAAAAGACAAAGGGUCACCUCAGAAAUUUUCAGCUCUAAAGAUAGUUCACAUUAUCAACCCCAGAAGAGACACUGCCCCCGUUAGAUUUGAAAAAGAGUUGUAUGACGUGAGCAUAAGCGAGUUUUCUCCUCCUGGUGUUGUGGUUGCUAUUGUAAAAUUAAAUCCUGAACCUCUAGAGGUGGAAUAUAAGUUAUCUCCAAGUGAGGAUGCAGAGUACUUCAAAAUUAAUCCUCGGUCAGGUCUGAUUGUCACAGCACAGCCAUUGAAUACCAUUAAGAAGGAGGUUUACAAACUGGAGGUGACAAACAAGGAAGGAGAUUUAAAAGCACAAGUUACCAUCAGCAUAGAAGAUGCAAAUGACCACACCCCAGAAUUUCAGCAGCCACUGUAUGAUACUUUUGUGAAUGAAAGUGUUCCUGUGGGAACAAGCAUUCUUACUGUUUCAGCUUCUGAUAAGGAUAAAGGAGAAAAUGGGUACAUCACCUACAGCAUUGCCAGCCUGAAUAUGUUACCAUUUGCCAUUAACCAGUUUACAGGUGUUAUUAGCACAACUGAAGAAUUGGAUUUUGAAUCCUCUCCAGAAACUUACCGGUUCAUUGUUAGGGCCUCUGACUGGGGUUCACCAUACCGCCAUGAAAGUGAGGUAAAUGUGACCAUUCGAAUAGGGAACGUCAAUGACAACAGUCCUCUCUUUGAAAAAGUGGCUUGCCAGGGAGUUAUUUCAUAUGACUUUCCAGUUGGUGGUCACAUCACUGCUGUCUCAGCCAUUGAUAUUGAUGAACUUGAACUUGUAAAGUACAAAAUCAUUUCUGGAAAUGAUCUUGGUUUCUUUUAUUUAAACCCAGACUCUGGUGUUUUACAGCUUAAAAAGUCACUGAUGAAUUCUGGCAUUAAAAAUGGUAAUUUUGCCCUCAGAAUUACAGCAACUGAUGGAGAGAAUUUUGCAGACCCCAUGGCUAUUAACAUUUCAGUUCUCCAUGGGAAAGUGUCUUCAAAGAGCUUCAGUUGCAGAGAAACUCGUGUGGCUCAGAAACUGGCAGAAAAACUACUCAUUAAAGCAAAAGCAAAUGGGAAAUUGAAUCUGGAAGAUGGAUUUCUUGACUUUUAUUCAAUUAAUAGACAAGGACCACAUUUUGACAAGUCUUUUCCUUCUGAUGUGGCUGUGAAGGAGGAUCUGCCUGUUGGUGCUAACAUCCUGAAGAUUAAAGCCUAUGAUGCUGACUCUGGCUUCAAUGGAAAGGUGCUAUUUACAAUAUCUGAUGGAAAUACAGAUAGCUGCUUUAAUAUUGACAUGGAGACUGGGCAACUUAAAGUGCUUAUGCCUAUGGAUCGAGAGCACACUGACCUCUAUCUCCUUAAUAUCACUAUCUAUGACUUAGGAAAUCCACAGAAAUCAUCAUGGAGGUUGCUGACCAUCAAUGUAGAGGAUGCUAAUGACAACAGCCCAAUUUUUCUUCAAGACAGUUACUCAGUUAACAUUCUUGAAAGUUCAAGUAUUGGUACUGAGAUUAUUCAAGUGGAAGCCAGAGACAAAGACUUGGGUUCUAAUGGUGAAGUGACGUACUCAGUCUUGACAGAUACACAUCAGUUUGCCAUCAAUAGCUCAACUGGGAUCAUUUAUGUAGCUGAUCAAUUGGACCGGGAAUCCAAAGCAAACUAUUCUUUGAAAAUUGAAGCCAGAGACAAGGCAGAAAGUGGUCAGCAGCUGUUUUCAGUGGUCACUCUUAAGGUUUUUUUGGAUGACGUCAAUGACUGCUCCCCAUCUUUCAUUCCUAGUAGCUAUAGUGUGAAGGUUCUUGAAGAUCUCCCUGUUGGCACUGUCAUAGCCUGGCUGGAGACCCAUGAUCCAGACCUUGGAUUGGGGGGUCAAGUACGUUACUCUUUGGUCAAUGACUAUAAUGGGAGAUUUGAAAUAGAUAAAGCAAGUGGCGCCAUUCGUUUGAGCAAAGAGCUUGACUAUGAAAAGCAGCAGUUCUAUAACCUCACUGUUCGAGCCAAAGACAAAGGGCGUCCUGUUUCUCUGUCAUCUGUUUCCUUUGUUGAAGUGGAAGUGGUGGAUGUCAAUGAAAACCUCCACACCCCCUAUUUCCCAGACUUUGCCGUUGUUGGAUCUGUAAAAGAAAACUCACGCAUUGGAACAAGUGUGCUUCAGGUGACUGCCCGGGAUGAAGACUCUGGAAGGGAUGGAGAGAUCCAGUACUCUAUCAGGGAUGGCAGUGGUCUUGGAAGGUUCAAUAUAGAUGACGAAAGUGGGGUCAUCACUGCUGCAGAUGUUCUUGACCGCGAGACAACAGGAUCCUACUGGCUGACAGUGUAUGCCACAGACCGGGGUGUGGUCCCACUCUACGCCACCAUCGAGGUCUACAUUGAAGUUGAAGAUGUGAAUGACAAUGCCCCACUGACCUCAGAACCUAUUUAUUAUCCUGUUGUCAUGGAAAAUUCUCCCAAGGAUGUAUCUGUCAUUCAGAUUCAGGCUGAAGAUCCAGACUCCAGUUCCAAUGACAAACUGACAUACAGAAUCACAAGUGGGAAUCCUCAGAAUUUUUUUGCCAUCAAUAUCAAAACAGGUCUGAUUACCACAACUUCAAGGAAAUUGGAUCGAGAACAGCAGGCAGAGCAUUUUCUGGAGGUGACUGUGACAGAUGGUGGUUCUUCUCCAAAACAAUCAACCAUUUGGGUGGUGGUUCAGGUUCUGGAUGAAAAUGACAACAAGCCCCAGUUCCCUGAGAAGGUUUACCAGAUCAAACUGCCAGAACGUGAUCGAAAGAAAAGAGGGGAACCCAUCUACAGGGCUUUUGCAUAUGAUAGAGAUGAGGGCCCCAAUGCAGAAAUCUCCUACAGUAUUGUGGAUGGAAAUGAUGAUGGAAAAUUCUUCAUUGACCCUAAAACUGGCAUGGUUUCUUCCAGAAAGCAAUUUACAGCAGGGAGUUAUGAUAUCCUAACGAUCAAGGCCGUGGACAAUGGCCGCCCACAGAAAUCCUCCACGGCCCGCCUGCACAUUGAAUGGAUUAAGAAACCACCCCCUUCACCUAUACCACUGACCUUCGACGAGCCAUUUUAUAACUUCACAGUCAUGGAAAGUGAUAGAGUAACCGAGAUUGUGGGGGUGGUGUCUGUGCAACCAGCCAACACCCCUCUGUGGUUUGACAUAGUUGGAGGGAAUUUUGACAGCUCUUUUGAUGCAGAGAAGGGUGUUGGGACAAUUGUCAUCGCAAAACCUUUGGAUGCAGAACAGAGGUCCAUCUAUAACAUGAGUGUGGAAGUCACUGAUGGGACAAAUGUUGCUGUCACUCAGGUAUUUAUUAAAGUGCUGGAUAAUAAUGAUAACGGCCCAGAAUUCUCUCAACCCCAUUAUGAUGUGACGAUUUCUGAGGAUGUGCUUCCAGAUACAGAGAUAUUGCAGAUUGAAGCCACAGAUAGAGAUGAGAAGCACAAGCUGAGCUACACUGUCCACAGCAGCAUCGACUCCAUCAGCAUGAGAAAGUUCCGGAUAGACCCCAGCACUGGUGUGCUCUAUACUGCUGAGAGGUUGGAUCAUGAAGCCCAGGACAAGCACAUUCUCAAUAUAAUGGUCAGAGAUCAGGAGUUUCCUUAUCGAAGAAACUUAGCCCGAGUCAUUGUGAAUGUGGAAGAUGCUAAUGAUCACAGUCCUUAUUUUACCAACCCACUCUAUGAAGCAUCUGUGUUUGAGUCGGCUGCUCUGGGAUCAGCUGUUCUGCAAGUGACGGCUCUGGACAAAGACAAAGGGGAAAAUGCAGAGCUCAUAUAUACCAUAGAAGCAGGGAACACUGGAAACACAUUUAAGAUUGAGCCAGUCCUGGGCAUCAUCACUGUUUCCAAAGAACCAGACAUGACAACCAUGGGUCAGUUUGUCCUGUCAGUCAAAGUCACAGAUCAAGGUUCCCCGCCAAUGUCUGCCACUGCAAUUGUGCGCAUAUCUGUCACCAUGUCUGAUAACUCUCACCCCAAGUUCACUCAUAAAGACUACCAAGCUGAAGUAAAUGAAAAUGUGGAUAUUGGAACAUCGGUCAUUCUAAUCUCUGCCAUCAGUCAAUCUACCCUCAUUUAUGAAGUCAAAGAUGGAAACACUGAUGGGAUCUUUACCAUAAAUCCAUAUUCUGGAGUCAUCACCACUCGGAGGGCUCUGGAUUAUGAGCGUACUUCCUCUUAUCAACUCAUCAUUCAGGCCACUAACAUGGCAGGAAUGGCUUCCAAUGCCACAGUCAAUAUUCAGAUUGUUGAUGAAAAUGAUAAUGCUCCAGUUUUCCUCUUCUCUCAAUACUCAGGCAGCCUAAGUGAGGCUGCCCCAGUCAAUAGCAUUGUGAGGAGCUUGGAUAACAGUCCACUGGUGAUUCGAGCCACUGAUGCUGACAGCAACCAGAAUGCGCUACUUGUGUAUCAGAUUGUGGAGUCUACAGCCAAGAAGUUCUUCACAGUAGACUCCAGUACAGGUGCCAUCAGAACAAUUGCCAAUCUGGACCAUGAGACCAUUGCCCAUUUCCAUUUUCAUGUGCAUGUGAGAGAUAGUGGUAGCCCCCAACUGACUGCAGAGAGUCCCGUUGAAGUGAACAUUGAGGUGACAGAUGUGAAUGAUAACCCACCUGUUUUCACUCAGGCUGUGUUUGAGACUGUCUUACUUCUCCCUACCUAUGUUGGAGUGGAGGUUCUCAAAGUUAGUGCCACAGACCCUGACUCUGAGGUGCCUCCUGAACUGACAUACAGCCUAAUGGAAGGCAGCUUGGACCAUUUUUUAAUUGACUCAAAUAGUGGAGUACUCACCAUAAAAAACAACAACCUUUCCAAAGAUCACUACAUGCUGAUAGUUAAAGUAUCUGAUGGAAAGUUCUAUAGCACAUCCAUGGUCACCAUCAUGGUUAAAGAAGCCAUGGAUAGUGGCCUCCACUUUACACAAAGUUUUUACUCCACCUCAAUCUCAGAGAACAACACUAACAUAACCAAAGUUGCUAUUGUUAAUGCAGUUGGAAAUCGCCUUAAUGAGCCCUUAAAAUAUAGCAUCUUAAACCCAGGAAAUAAAUUCAAGAUAAAAUCUACCUCAGGAGUCAUUCAGACCACCGGAGUCCCCUUUGACCGUGAAGAACAAGAAUUAUAUGAGUUGGUGGUGGAAGCCAGCCGUGAACUCGACAAUCUACGUGUGGCUAGAGUGGUGGUCAGGGUUAAUAUUGAAGACAUAAAUGACAAUUCUCCAGUCUUUGUGGGCCUCCCUUACUAUGCUGCUGUGCAAGUUGAUGCUGAGCCAGGGACUCUGAUAUACCGGGUAACAGCCAUUGACAAAGAUAAAGGUGCAAAUGGAGAAGUGACCUAUGUCCUACAGGAUGACUAUGGCCACUUUGAAAUUAACCCAAAUUCAGGAAAUGUUAUUUUAAAAGAAGCAUUCAAUUCUGACUUAUCCAACAUUGAGUAUGGAGUAACCGUUUUAGCCAAAGAUGGUGGAAAACCCUCUUUGUCCACAUCUGUGGAACUUCCCAUCACUAUUGUCAACAAAGCAAUGCCUGUGUUUGAUAAGCCCUUUUAUACAGCUUCCAUCAAUGAAGAUGUCAGAAUGGACACUCCAGUUCUAAGCAUUAAUGCUACCAGUCCAGAAGGUCAAGGCAUCAUAUAUAUUAUUAUUGAUGGGGAUCCUUUUAAACAGUUUAACAUUGACUUUGACACUGGGGUCCUGAAAGUUGUAAGUCCCUUGGAUUAUGAAGUUACAUCUGUUUACAAAUUGACAGUAAGAGCUAGUGAUGCCCUUACUGGUGCCAGGGCUGAGGUCACAGUUGACUUGUUAGUUAAUGAUGUAAAUGACAACCCUCCUAUUUUUGAUCAGCCUGCCUACAAUACAACAUUAUCAGAAGCAUCGCUCAUUGGGACACCUGUUUUGCAAGUUGUAUCUACUGAUGCGGACUCAGAAAACAAUAAAAUGGUGCAUUAUCAGAUUGUUCAGGAUACGUACAACAGCACAGAUUAUUUUCACAUAGACAGCUCGAGUGGCUUAAUCCUGACAGCAAGGAUGCUGGACCAUGAAUUGGUACAACAGUGCACUUUGAAAGUCAGAGCAACAGAUAGUGGCUUCCCCUCAUUGAAUAGUGAGGUUCUAGUUCAUAUCCACAUCUCUGACAUAAAUGACAACCCUCCAGUGUUUAAUCAGCUAAUUUAUGAAUCAUAUGUGAGUGAACUAGCUCCCCGGGGUCAUUUUGUAACCUGUGUUCAAGCCUCAGAUGCAGACAGCUCGGACUUUGACCGGUUGGAAUAUAGCAUUUUAUCUGGGAAUGACCGGACAAGCUUUCUGAUGGACAGCAAGAGUGGUGUCAUCACACUGUCCAACCACCGAAAGCAGCGGAUGGAGCCACUGUACAGUCUCAAUGUGUCUGUUUCUGACGGGUUGUUCACCAGCACUGCACAGGUGCACAUCAGGGUGCUGGGGGCUAACUUGUACAGUCCUGCCUUCUCACAAAGCACAUAUGUAGCCGAGGUGAGAGAGAAUGCGGCUGCUGGGACAAAGGUAAUUCAUGUGCGAGCCACAGAUGGGGAUCCUGGCACAUAUGGGCAGAUCAGCUAUGCCAUCAUCAAUGACUUUGCCAAGGAUCGAUUCCUCAUAGACAGCAAUGGACAGGUCAUCACUACAGAAAAACUAGACCGGGAAAACCCUCUAGAAGGAGAUGUUAGUAUUUUUUUGAGGGCCCUUGAUGGUGGAGGGAGAACAACUUUCUGCACUGUCAGGGUGAUUGUGGUGGAUGAAAAUGACAAUGCUCCCCAGUUCUUGACAGUGGAAUACAGAGCCAGUGUCAGGGCAGAUGUUGGAAAGGGCCACUUGGUCACUCAAGUUCAAGCCAUGGACCCAGAUGAUGGAGCAAAUUCAAGGAUUACUUAUUCCCUAUAUAGUGAGGCCUCAGUCUCAGUGGCUGACCUCCUGGAAAUUGAUCCUGACAAUGGUUGGAUGGUUACAAAGGGCAAUUUUAACCAGUUGAAAAAUACAGUGCUGUCAUUCUUUGUCAAAGCAGUAGAUGGGGGCAUUCCAGUAAAGCACUCCCUCAUCCCUGUCUAUAUCCACGUCCUCCCCCCUGAAACAUUCUUGCCUUCAUUCACCCAGUCUCAGUACUCCUUUACCAUUGCAGAAGAUACAGCCAUUGGAAGCAUAGUGGACACCCUGAGGAUUUUGCCUAGUCAGAAUGUCCAGUUCAGCACAGUUAAUGGGGAACGGCCAGAGAAUAACAAAGGAGGUGUCUUCAUCAUAGAACAGGAGACAGGCACUAUCAAGCUUGACAAGCGCCUUGACCAUGAGAUCAACCCAGCUUUUCACUUUAAAGUAGCAGCUACCAUACCCCUGGACAAGGUAGACAUUGUGUUUACUGUGGACGUAGAUAUCAAGGUAUUGGAUUUGAACGACAACAAGCCAAUCUUUGAAACUUCAAGCUACGAGACCAUCAUAAUGGAAGGGAUGCCUGUCGGCACCAAACUCACACAGGUGAGAGCUAGCGAUAUGGAUUGGGGAGCCAAUGGGCAGGUUACUUAUUCCCUCCACUCAGAUUCCCACCCUGAAAAGGUAAUGGAAGCAUUCAAUAUUGACGGCAACACAGGCUGGAUCAGUACCUUGAAGGACCUGGAUCAUGAGACAGACCCUGCAUUCUCCUUCUCCGUGGUGGCCUCUGACCUUGGAGAGGCAUUCUCUCUUUCUUCCACAGCUUUGGUCUCUGUCAGGGUGACAGACAUAAACGACAAUGCACCAGUCUUCGCCCAUGAGGUGUACCGCGGGAAUGUGAAGGAGAGUGACCCCCCGGGGGAAGUGGUGGCUGUCCUCAGCACCUGGGACAGGGACACUUCUGACAUAAAUCGCCAAGUGAGCUACCAUAUUACAGGAGGAAACCCCCGAGGAAGGUUUGCCCUGGGCCUGGUGCAAAGUGAGUGGAAGGUAUAUGUGAAGAGACCUUUAGAUAGAGAAGAACAGGACAUUUACUUUCUCAAUAUCACUGCCACCGAUGGGCUUUUCGUCACACAGGCCAUGGUGGAAGUGACUGUCAGUGAUGUAAAUGACAACAGCCCAGUGUGUGAUCAGUCUGCAUAUACAGCAUUAUUUCCUGAAGAUAUUCCAUCAAAUAAAAUCAUCCUGAAGGUCAGUGCCAAGGAUGCUGACAUUGGAUCAAAUGGAGAUAUACGAUACUCACUCUAUGGAUCUGGAAGCAAUGAAUUUUUUCUAGAUCCAGAAAGUGGUGAGUUAAAAACCUCAUCUCUAUUGGACCGGGAGAGGGUCCCAGCGUACAACCUCAUCGCCAGGGCCACUGAUGGGGGUGGCAGAUUCUGCCAGUCCAACAUCCACCUGAUCCUGGAAGAUGUGAAUGACAAUCCCCCUCUGUUUUCUUCUGACCACUAUAACACCUGUGUCUAUGAAAACACAGCCACCAAGGCUCUGUUGACCAGAGUGCAAGCUGUAGACCCCGACAUUGGCAUCAACAGGAAGGUGGUGUACUCGCUGGCAGACUCAGCCAACGGGUUCUUCUCCAUUGACAGUUCUUCUGGCAUCAUCGUCCUGGAGCAGCACCUGGACCGAGAGCAGCAGUCUUCCUACAACAUCACUGUGCGGGCCACUGACCAGAGUCCUGGACAGUCCCUUUCCUCUUUUGCCACUGUCACCAUCACUGUCUUGGACAUUAAUGACAACCCCCCUGUGUUUGAGAGGAGAGACUACCUGGUGACUGUACCUGAGGAUACCUCCCCUGGCACCCAAGUCCUUGCUGUUUUUGCCACCAGCAAAGAUAUUGGCACAAAUGCUGAGAUUACAUAUCUCAUCCGGUCUGGGAAUGAACAGGGGAAAUUUAGAAUCAACCCAAAGACAGGGGGUAUUUCUGUCUCAGAAAUCCUGGACUAUGAAUUAUGCAGAAGAUUUUACCUGGUGGUAGAAGCUAAAGAUGGAGGCACCCCAGCUCUCAGUGCCGCAGCCACUGUAAGCAUUAACCUCACAGAUGUGAAUGACAACCCUCCCAAGUUCAGUCAAGAUGUCUAUAGUGCUGUCAUCAGUGAAGAUGCCUUGGUGGGAGACUCUGUCAUUUUGUUAAUAGCAGAAGACGUAGACAGCCAGCCCAAUGCACAGAUUCAUUUUUCCAUUGUGAGUGGAGAUCGGGACAAUGAAUUUGCAGUGGAUCCUGUCUUGGGACUUGUAAAGGUUAAGAAGAAACUGGAUCGAGAACGGGUGUCUGGAUACUCAUUACUUGUCCAAGCAAUAGACAGUGGUGUUCCUGCAAUGUCAUCAACUGCAACUGUCAACAUUGAUAUUUCUGAUGUGAAUGACAACAGCCCAGUGUUUACACCUGCCAACUAUACUGCUGUGAUUCAGGAAAAUAAGCCAGUAGGCACCAGCAUCUUGCAGCUGGUGGUAACAGACAGGGACUCCUUUCACAAUGGGCCUCCCUUUACUUUCUCUAUUUUGUCGGGAAAUGAAGAAGAAGAGUUUGUGUUGGACCCUCAUGGGAUCCUUCGGUCAGCAGUGGUCUUCCAGCACACAGAAUCUCCAGAAUAUGUGCUCUGUGUCCAGGCAAAGGACUCAGGAAAGCCACAGCAAGUUUCUCACUCCUAUAUCCGUGUGCGGGUCAUUGAGGAAAGUAUCCACAAGCCCACGGCCAUCCCUUUGGAAAUUUUCAUUGUCACCAUGGAGGAUGACUUUCCAGGGGGUGUCAUUGGGAAGAUCCACGCCACGGAUCAAGAUAUGUAUGAUGUGCUCACAUUUGCCCUGAAGUCAGAGCAGAAAAGCUUGUUCAAAGUGAAUAGUCAUGAUGGAAAAAUUAUUGCCCUCGGAGGCCUGGACAGUGGCAAGUAUGUCCUGAAUGUGUCUGUGAGCGAUGGGCGCUUCCAGGUGCCCAUCGAUGUGGUCGUGCAUGUGGAGCAGUUGGUGCAUGAGAUGCUGCAGAACACUGUCACCAUCCGCUUUGAGAAUGUGUCCCCCGAGGACUUUGUGGGGCUGCACAUGCAUGGGUUCCGGCGUACCCUGCGGAACGCAGUCCUCACCCAGAAGCAGGAUAGCCUGCGCAUCAUCAGCAUCCAGCCUGUGGCAGGCACCAGCCAGCUGGACAUGCUGUUUGCAGUGGAGAUGCACAGCAGUGAGUUCUAUAAGCCUGCCUACCUGAUCCAGAAGCUGUCCAAUGCCAGGCGACACCUGGAGAAUGUCAUGCGCAUCUCAGCCAUCCUGGAAAAGAAUUGCUCGGGCCUGGACUGUCAGGAGCAGCACUGUGAGCAAGGCUUGUCACUGGAUUCCCAUGCACUCAUGACCUACAGCACAGCUCGCAUCAGCUUCGUGUGUCCACGUUUCUACAGGAAUGUGCGUUGCACCUGUAAUGGAGGACUGUGCCCAGGGUCCAACGAUCCUUGUGUGGAGAAGCCGUGUCCAGGCGACAUGCAGUGUGUCGGUUAUGAAGCCAGCAGGAGACCAUUCCUUUGCCAGUGUCCACCAGGGAAGCUUGGAGAGUGCUCAGGGCACACUUCUCUCAGUUUUGCUGGGAAUAGUUACAUCAAAUACCGGCUUUCUGAAAAUAGCAAGGAAGAGGACUUCAAACUAGCUCUGCGCCUGCGAACCCUGCAAAGCAAUGGGAUUAUAAUGUACACCAGAGCAAAUCCCUGCAUCAUUCUGAAGAUUGUGGACGGCAAGCUGUGGUUUCAGCUGGACUGCGGUAGUGGCCCUGGAAUCCUGGGCAUCUCCGGCCGCGCUGUCAAUGAUGGGAGCUGGCACUCCGUCUUCCUGGAGCUCAAUCGCAACUUCACGAGCCUUUCCUUAGAUGAUAGCUACGUGGAACGACGCAGGGCACCCCUCUACUUCCAAACUCUGAGCACUGAGAGUACCAUCUACUUCGGUGCCCUGGUGCAGGCAGACAACAUCCGCAGCCUGACUGACACGCGGGUCACACAGGUGCUCAGCGGCUUUCAGGGCUGCCUGGAUUCAGUGGUGCUGAAUAACAACGAGCUGCCUCUACAGAACAAGCGCAGCAGCUUCGCCGAAGUUGUGGGCCUGACGGAGCUGAAGCUGGGCUGCGUACUCUACCCCGAUGCUUGUGAACGCAGUCCGUGCCAGCAUGGUGGCAGCUGCACAGGCCUGCCUUCUGGGGGCUACCAGUGUACCUGUCUCUCACAGUUCACGGGGAGGAACUGUGAAUCAGAGAUCACAGCCUGCUUCCCAAACCCCUGCCGCAAUGGAGGAUCCUGUGACCCCAUAGGAAACACUUUCAUCUGCAGUUGUAAAGCUGGGCUCACCGGAGUCACGUGUGAGGAGGACAUCAACGAGUGCGAGCGGGAGGAGUGUGAGAACGGCGGCUCCUGCGUCAACAUGUUUGGCUCCUUCCUCUGCAACUGCACCCCGGGCUAUGUGGGCCAGUAUUGUGGGCUCCGCCCGGUGGUGGUACCCAACAUCCAGGCCGGCCACUCCUACGUAGGCAAGGAAGAGCUCAUUGGCAUCGCAGUCGUCCUCUUCGUCAUCUUUACCCUGGUCGUCCUCUUCAUCGUCUUCCGCAAAAAGGUCUUCCGCAAGAACUACUCCCGCAACAACAUCACGCUGGUGCAGGACCCGGCCACCGCUGCCCUGCUCAACAAGAGCAAUGGCAUCCCAUUCCGGAACCUGCGUGGCAGCGGGGACGGCCGCAACGUCUACCAGGAGGUGGGGCCACCGCAGGUGCCUGUGCGUCCCAUGGCCUACACCCCCUGCUUCCAGAGCGACUCCAGGAGCAACCUAGAUAAGAUCGUGGACGGGCUGGGGAGCGAGCACCAGGAGAUGACCACGUUUCACCCAGAGUCUCCCCGCAUCCUGACAGCCCGGCGGGGUGUGGUCGUGUGCAGUGUGGCCCCCAACCUUCCAGCUGUGUCACCCUGCCGCUCUGACUGCGACUCCAUUCGGAAGAAUGGCUGGGAUGCUGGAACUGAGAACAAAGGAGUUGAUGACCCGGGAGAAGUGACCUGCUUUGCAGGCAGUAAUAAAGGCAGCAACUCUGAAGUUCAGUCCCUCAGCUCCUUCCAGUCAGAUUCUGGUGACGACAAUGCAUCCAUAGUGACUGUCAUUCAGCUUGUCAACAAUGUAGUUGACACUAUAGAAAAUGAAGUGUCUGUCAUGGACCAAGGACAGAACUACAACCGAGCCUAUCACUGGGACACCUCUGACUGGAUGCCAGGGGCCCGCCUGUCAGACAUAGAGGAAGUGCCCAAUUAUGAGAACCAGGAUGGAGGGUCUGCACACCAAGGCAGCACACGGGAAUUGGAGAGCGAUUACUACCUGGGCGGCUAUGACAUUGAUAGCGAAUAUCCACCCCCUCAUGAAGAAGAGUUCUUGAGUCAGGACCAGCUGCCCCCACCACUCCCUGAGGACUUCCCGGACCAGUAUGAGGCCCUACCACCCUCCCAGCCUGUCUCACUGGCCAGCACACUGAGUCCAGACUGCAGGAGGAGGCCCCAGUUCCAUCCUAGCCAGUACCUCCCCCCUCACCCAUUUCCCAAUGAAACGGAUUUAGUGGGCCCACCUGCCAGCUGUGAAUUUAGUACUUUUGCCAUGAGCAUGAACCAGGGCACAGAGACUAUGGGCCCAGCAGACAGUGUGUCUCUGUCCUUGCACAAUUCGAGAGGCACCUCAUCCUCGGAUGUGUCAGCCAACUGCGGCUUUGAGGAUUCUGAAGUAGCCAUGAGUGACUACGAGAGUGUGGGGGAGCUCAGCCUCGCCGGCCUCCACAUUCCCUUUGCGGAGACCCAGCACCAGACCCAAGUUUAGAGCACAUGUUCCAGAUGCUUUGCUCCUUGUGUCAUGGAAUAGUGGAAGGAGAUCGGCUGGGUGUACGUCUCCAUGGAGAGUAGUCUGUGGACCUAUGGUAUUUUCCACGAGUAACUUCUUCAGGAGUCGCACUGUCACAAGCAAGCUUGGUUCUGAUCAGGUGAAGAGAAAGGCUCAGAAAUUGUUUCUGAGAGGGAAUUGCUUACCUUGCAGGAGCACCUGAAUUCAUGGCUAUGAAUGCAAAGGAGCAGGGUAAAUGACCUCAAAUUAAACUGGAGAUCUUGUAUGGUUCUGUGCAGUAUUGUGCCCUGGAAUGUGUGACAGCAUCAGCCCCUUGCAGUAUUAAUAACUGGCAACAAUCAGGGAGACAUUGUUGCAUGUAAUUUUGAGCCAAUGAAAUGAAAAUAGUAGUAAUGGUUGUUGGAAAAGUUAGUCUCUUAGGUGAAAGAACAAGAGAAACAUUAAAUGAACAAAGAAAUGGGUGGAAGGCCUCUGAAAUCAAUUCUAUUUUUUUUAAUAAGCUGCCCAAUUUUCAGCUAUAAAAUUAGAUUUGAGUAACAUGAUUAGUAUGCUGUUAUUUUUGUUUGUGUUAAGCAUCCGAUAUAACAUAGUUGGGUUUUAUGUUCUUUGAGAAAGUUAUCAACGAAGAGCAAUAUGUGAGGCUGGUUGUUUCAUCUUGGGGGUUGGGGAGGUUAAUGCUCAAACAUUUGAAAGAAGGUGAUUAUCUGGUUUUGUGUUUUCUGGUAAAUAUUCCUGCCAAAACUACGAUUCUAACAUUGCUGCAAAAAUUGGCUUCUGUUUGUAUAUUGUUCUCCAGAAUAAGAGAUAUUUAGAAAUUUAAGUAGAAUUCACAAAUUUGGGGGGAGGGGGGAGCAGAGAAAAAUAUAUUUUCAAAUUUUCAGCCUGAUAAUCACAAUUCUUGAUAAUGCAGAUAAAAUAUGAGUGUCAUUCUAAAUUGGUAGCAUUGUCAUUAUAAAUACAAUUACAUUUAAAAAGAAGAAGAAGGUAGAUUAGUUAUUGUGUAUAAAUUAUAAUAGUGUGUGUGUCUGGGCCUAUGUACAAAUAUGUGCUUGCACUCAGUAAGGCUGCUCUUGAGGAAAGCUGAUAUGAAGGUUUUAGGCAAUGGACCAUGUUGAAAAUCCUGCCAGCGAGCAAGGUGUACCUUCCAAUUUUUCUGAUCUCUUUGAUGUUAGAGGAACACCAAAUGCCGUAUUUUACUCUGAUUCAGUUAACUUUAUUUUGGUACUGCCAUUUAUAUUAACUUAAAGCAAAACUGUGCUUUUUAAAAACAGUAUUUUAUAAUUUUCCAAAACUAACCUCAAUUUGAAAAAUGUGUAAUGUUUAUUUACACCCUGGGGGUUUCCUCCCAUCUGACAUGUGGGCUUUGGCCAUGACUUUCCAAAAAUGAUAGGAGAAUCAUUCCACUGGAAACACAUUAACCCAAUACUCAAAAGUUCAAGUUGACAGGUUGAGUGAUUUUCCUCUUUUGCUUCAAUCAGAUUAUGGCUACCCAUGCUGUGGCCAUGGUAAAUAAAUGCAUAUUUGCACUAUCUUGCUUGAUGAGCAAAUCUCUGUGUCCACCAUUUCUGAUGACAUCUGGCAUUGGUGUAUAAAUUGUAUUGUCCUGAGUCUGCAUGUCGUCCACACAGAUGUGUUUUUAUUUGUUUCAAUCGUGUUUAAUCCACUUACUUCUUUAUAGAAGUCAGUGUUUCUGAACAUGUUUCAUGAAAAAAAAAAUUCCUUUUCAUUCCCAAACUUCCCAAUUAAGUGCAUAUACUUCACAGGUUUUUCAGCCUUUCUCUUCCUGUCUCUUGGUCAGACCUACUCAUGGAGGCAUUAAUCCACACUGUGGUCUUGAAAUAAAUGAAUUUCACUAAAGCUGUUAUGGAGAAUAAAGUCUUUGGUAUUUUCCUUAUGUAAGAAACACAUUCGCAAGAAUCACAGAGAAAAUGACAAACUAAUGGUCUAGAAUUGAAUCACUGCUACACUUUUAAAAAUUCAAUGACAUAAAAACCAUCAAAGUAAAACUAACAAUUCAUUUCUUGCCCCUAGGAAAUAUUAGAAGGAGAUUAAUGCAGAUGAGUCACUACUGCUUACACAGCACCUCUUCCAGGGGGGAAUGCCUGACUGACACUGUAAUGAAGGCAUAAAUAGGUCCUAAUGCAGUUGUGAAGUCACCAAAGAAAAUUGUGCCCACCCUUGGCUGUGACCUAUAAUAAAUGCCUCUUUCUUCAGUGUAUCAUGCCCUGAUUCUCUGCAGAAUAUCUUUGCGGCUAAAUAUAUACCAGACAAGCAAGUAUUAUAUUUUGAUUCGUUAUCUUUAAACACAUGAUAUCUCUUCAUUUUAUGGAAAAUUAGAUUUCCCUGUAGAUUACAAAGUGGUUUGCAGUCAAGCCAAGGUGGAACCAGAUAGGAUCAUCACUGAUUCAAGGAGCUGGAAGGGUCUUUAAGAUUUACUAGUUCAAUGGUCAUAUUUUGUAAAUAUGAAACAUAAACAUACCCAGAGUGGGGAAGAGACUUGCCCAGGCUCAUACAGGAAGGUAAGUAGCUGAACAAGGACCAGAACCCAUCCAUUUAGCCAAUUUUCUCUUUACAUUGUUCGCCCUAGGCUGUCUUGAGCACGGCAGCCUCUUGCUUCUGAUGAACCCUCUGACUUCCUAUCAUUCCUUCUUUGGAAUAUGCAAGAAAAGAAAACUCAUGGAAAAUAUUUCUCUGGAAGCCUCAUGAUCCUUGUUUCCUUGAAGCACCCCCAACCCCCAGAAAGGUAUUUUUAACAGAAUUCACACAUUUCUUUGGAAAUUCAUCAAAAUGCUGCUUUUGCCAAAUGAAUGUUUCUCAAAUGGGAAUAGAAUGAUAAGUGCAAAGGUGAACUCAGAUCAGUCAUCAAUUUACCUACUAGUGCAUUUUUUGUUGUUGUUUUUAUUUGUUUAUUUUCUACCCACCAGCACUGGCUGCUGUUUUUCCCUACCCUCUCCAUCACAAUGAACCACACAAAAAAUAAUUUAAGCCAACUAGUGUCUUUCCCUUUUUUCCGACAGGCAUGUGCCACCUCCGGGAAGCCAUGUUCCACAACCUGUUGUAGGCACUUUACUUACAUUGCACACAUUCUGGUUAGGUUGAGAGUAGCUGGAUGGUUGGCAUCUGUCAUGCAAUAAGCAGGAGCUACGAGGCAAUAAAAGAUGAAUAAAGUACGUGUUAAUGUAUUUCCUUUCCUCUACAAGUAUUUUGCUGCUGAGUUCUGUUCCAUGUCAGCUUUCCCUGCAUCCUGCCCAUUUCUGAAAUGCCAUGGUAAAAAACUCAGUAAUAUAACUAGGUCAAAUCCAUGAAUCUUAGGUUUGACCUAUCAGAGAAUGUGUAAAGGUCUGGAAAGGGAAUUUACUCUGGGAUUUUCCAGAAAUUGCCCUUGGAAAUCACUAGUGCAACCUGGGGACCCCAAAACAUCAAGUAGAGCAUGUAGCCCACAGGCCUUCUUGAUUACUUCACAUCCACCAGCCCCACUAAUGCUGUGUCUGCAUCAUCAGAAUCAGGGGGUAUGAGCAAAGAGAUGAUGAACAUAAACCAAUUAAGACCCAGAAGUUAGGUGUGUGUGAAGCAAUUCAGGAAGUUCUCGUCAUUUUGCAUAGAUUGUCCCAGAUAAUUGUCUGGCCUCUUCACUUUACUACCCUUCAGUGCACAAAUACUGUUAAAGUGGUUAGGUUUUUAUGUUUCACCCUUUUGGGUUCAAACCAUGGGAAAUGGUGAUUUGAAGAGGCAUUUCUUUAGCAUCAUCAUUUUGUGUGAUCUGUGAGAAGGUGGUUAUGUGUUUUUGCUGGUUUGUGUCCCUGCAAUGUUCAACUGCACAUCAUUCUGAUGAAAACCCACAUGGUCUUUGAGCUCCUGGUUAUAUAAUGCUGGGGUUUAAACUCGCCACAUGUAGGUUUGGCAUCAGUUAAUUAUUUAGCCAGCUGGCUAAGACAGGAAAAGAAUAAGAUAUUUCUUUCCUUAUGUAAUAAUGAAAAGCAAUAAUUACAAGUAUGUAAUAAUACACAAAGGCCAUAAUUAGUCUCUUCCAAUGUUUAGGAUGCACUAGAGAAUCGUAUAGUCAUUUGGAGUGUGUUUGGACCCAUUAGUAUGUACUGUAGUACCCUUCCAGCGAGCAAAUACCUGAAUUGCUACUAUUUAACAAUUUUAUGAGCCCAUACUACUGCAUUUUGGGAGUGACAAAUGUGUUUGGAAAUGGAAGCAGUUCUUUUUAAGCACUGUAUCAGAGAUCGUCUUGUACAUUUACCUGUUGCAAACAGGUUGGUUUGUAAAAGAUGUAUGUUUUGGUGUUUAAAAUGUUUAUAAAAUUGUAUAUAAAUGGUUUCAAUUUCCCAGGCUUUUGUAGAUACUAUAUUUGAUGCCUAUCAGGAUGCUUUAAUUUGGAGGGUCGAAUAUAAUUCUAAAUCAUCCAUGCUGUUGGUCUGCAAACUUUUGAGGUAACUACACACACACAAAGAGAAUUUUAGAUUUGAAAAUGAUGUUUUGUAAUCAUUUUGAAUCAUACUGUAAUCUUUCUUUGGUUCUGUUUUCGUUUUAACUUUGUUUUCAAGAAAAUAUUUUUAUUGACCUUUCUUUCAAGAUGGAAGUGUUUUGCCCAGUUAUUAAGUAGCUGGUUUUUAUGCCAUUUCAGAGUCAGAAUGAGGUGUAUCAUUUCUUCACACACAUGCACACUCACCUAAACUUGCACACACAUCACACACCAAACUUUAUGCAAAGGGGAAAGCUAGCACUUGAAGUGACUCUUAUCCCUUAUGGAAAUGGAUUGUUCCUGCACAUAUUGCUAUUGGCAGUAUUCAGUCUUGUGUUCUUUUUCUUAAAAAAAAAGAAAAAAGAAAGAAAGAAAAGAAAAACAAAACAAAAAUGACAAAAAAAUAUAACCAAAAAACAAAGAAACAAAAAAUCCAAACAGUGUACAGGUUUGUA
This is a messenger RNA of Sciurus carolinensis (gray squirrel), 18797 nucleotides long. It is a transcript of the gene Fat3, whose product is annotated as FAT atypical cadherin 3. The record is from RefSeq and is a predicted model, not a curated record. The transcript has 28 exons. Gene Ontology annotation, cellular component: plasma membrane. Gene Ontology annotation, biological process: homophilic cell-cell adhesion. Bases 54 to 13853 code for a protein of 4599 amino acids. NCBI's taxonomy places the organism in Eukaryota, Metazoa, Chordata, Mammalia, Rodentia, Sciuridae. Gene Ontology annotation, molecular function: calcium ion binding.